GCAAACCCCCCUUGGCGCUGAUUGGCCAAACGAACCGUCCAGAGAAGUCCCCCUGGCCAAUGAGAGCGAGUCAUUCUGCCCACCUGGAAUAGCAGAAUACACUAACCCCAGCGACUGUUUCUUAAUUGAUACCACCCUCCGAUUUGCUUGCUUUUACACGAAUAACCUGCCUCGGCCGCACUUAACGAAUCCCUGCAUCGCAAAGAUGAAUGAACACUCGCCGAAGGUCCCUGGGAAAGGAAACGCGACAAAAUAACGAGUAGUCGAAUCCUGCGCCUGAGCAGUCCGUGGUUCGCGCGCGCCGAGAGGCCCCUACUCGCCAGGUGAACUUACAAGGGUACACCAUUCUCGGUCCAUCAAAGAGAGCCGACACACCACUACCACCCCACUGCCACACAGACACACACACAUACACAGAGACUCUACUACACCAAGUCGCAUAACACCUCCCCCUUCAAUAACACCACUCAACGCCUCACACCACUGCGAUUAACUCCACUUCUGUCAGCGCCUCGAGUCGGAGUGCCAAGGGUGACACUACCUUAGUCGCUGGGAGUUUAUGCAUAAUUAAGCGUUGCGUGACCCCCAGGUGUGUUCCUUCCAUGUGUGUUUGCGUGUGUGUCGUAAGGAUAUGUUUAUAUUUAUAAAUACGCGUCUGAUUGCGUGACCCGUUCGUCUCAUAUAAAUAUGGACGGUUGUGGUGGAUGACUGUGUCGUCUUCAGCCGUGAAGAAAAUUCGAGGCACUGCGAAGGAGUCACUUUUCUGUAGUUGCGACGUUCCCGUUUGCGACAGCUGCGACGUCACUCAGCUCUUGAUAUACGAAUGGUCGUUCUUGAGGACGACUUCGCAUUUAUGUAUAAACGUACACAAGUAUACAUAAAUCAGUGAAUAGAUCUCUUUCUUGCACAAAAUAAAUUGUUGUUCGAGGGAGAAAAGGAGACAGAGAGUGAGAAGGGACGUCUCUCUCUCUCUCUCUCUCUCUCUCUCUCUCUCUCUCUCUCUCUCUCUCUCUCUCUCUCUCUCACGCUAAUCUGAAAAAUUGAAGACUUAUCGAAUGUGACAGAUCGAUGGUGAGAGUGUAAUACGACGUCGGGUUUUACGUUACAAUGACGCCAGGAUUGUGGCAAACAGAGUUGGCUGUGACGUAAAAUUCUCUCAACUUGGAGGUUCGCACUUUUUCAAAACGAAUUGAAGAAGGAAUAGGCUAUGUGUUGUGUACAAAACUGAGAAAGAAAAUGAAUCAGAACUCGACCAUUCACUGCAUUUCUGCGAUGACAUAGAGAAGAAGUUGCGAGACGGAGUGUUGGGACGGAGCCGUGUAAGAAAGUAGUGAUUGAGUGUCGUGUGAGUUGAGGAGUCAAUCGAGGAAGGCCACACGAUGGAAAGAACAUAGGGAGAGAAACUGAAACGUCCAGCCCUGACAGACCAUGCGUAUGUCGGCCGGCCUCCCUCCACACUGCGUACAAUGAGCAAUUGCACCUGCCGUGAAUGUUUCAAGUGUGGUGCUUGAUCAGUGCACGCGGUUGCAACUUGUGGCUGUCGUGCACCCAGGCGUGGUCACCAUGGCAACGACGUCGUGCACAGUCUACGGGGUUACCAUCGUUACUUCCCUUAUCCUCGUCGUGUGUGGGAAUGACGACUUCAACUUACAGCUUCCUUCAUCCGGAUAUCCGAAUAAGUAUCCGAAGGCCAUCCAAGGCACUUUCCCGGGGUAUCCAUCGCGCUAUCGAGGCUACCCAGCAAACUGGGGCGCGGGUCGAUAUCCGCAGCAACACAUCGGAUACCCUGCAGGCAGCAACGAGUAUUCGGGUACGGAUAACAGAUACCCAGAGAAUGGCAACGGGUAUCAGACCAGCAAAAAUAUGUACCCGGGAAGCAACAAUGCCUUCGUCAAUAACGAUCUCAUCAGCAGCGACCUAUCCCCGACGAGCACCGGGUACCCGCAGAAUAGCUUCGCCGGGUAUGGAUACCCGCAAGGCGGCAUGGGAUACGCGAAUUACGGGUACCCGAUGAUCUCGGCCUCCCCCAAUGACGUCCUCAACGGGAAGUUGGUGAAUCCGUGGGACGCCGCCCUGUGGGAUCACCCGCUCGAUCCGGACGUGUGUCGGACCCUGGCAGGACUCACCAGGGCUCAGAUCCACAUCUGCACAAGAAACACCGACCUGGCGGGAGCAGCAGCCAUCGGGUUGGCCCUGGCUGUGCGGGAGUGUAAAAGGCAGUUCGCCCACCACCGGUGGAACUGCACAGCCCUCACCACUCCCACCAAUAACCCCCAUACAGCUCCCAUCAUGGCCAGGGGCUACAGCGAGAGCGCCUUUGGACACGCCAUCACAGCCGCUGGCGUAACGCACAGCAUAUCUCGCGCAUGCGCAGCUGGGAGACUACAGUCAUGUUCGUGUGGAAUGGUGGGAGGAAAGAGGUCCUGGAAGUGGUCCGGAUGCCAUGACAACACGAAAUUCGGCGCGCGGUACUCAAGGAAGUUCCUGGACAUCCGAGAGAGAGCGAAGGACAUCAUCUCCUUCACUCAUCUUUACAACAACGAAGUCGGCAGAAAGGUUGUGAGGCGAAACAGAGAAGUCCGCUGCAAAUGCCACGGCAUGUCUGGGUCUUGCGAGAUCAGAACCUGUUGGAAGGCUGCCCCGGACUUCAGGUUCGUGGGCGACACCCUGAAGGAGAAGUACACGAACGCAAAAGUUGCGGCCGUCGAGGUAUUCGGAAACUCCGCCAACACCGCUAAGAAAUUCCGUCCUGUCAGGAAAGAAAUCAGCAUCGACUCUCCCUUACUGUACGUGGAACGUUCGCCUACGUACUGCAGCGUCGACGACCGUCUGGACAUUCCUGGCACCCUGGGGAGACACUGCAACGUAUCCUCCACAGGACCGGAUUCCUGUGACUCCCUCUGCUGCGGCAGAGGAUAUGACCAAAGGCGACAGAAGGUCACCCGAAAGUGCCACUGUCGUUUCAAGUGGUGCUGUCACGUGACCUGCCGUGACUGUUCUGAGGACAGAUGGAUUGCCGUGUGUAAAUGAGAGAUGUAUAUUAUCCGUUAUUAGUGUUCAUUAUUAAUAUUAUUAUUAUUAUCAUUAUUUUCUGUGUGUGUACAUAUUCAGUGUGGAAUUGAUUUGUGUAAAUACUGUUCAUAUAAAAAGUAUUGAUGAUUAGAACAUUGCUAAUACAAGAAAUUUCGUUUAUUCGAGGAAUCGUGCGUUAAGAGAGUGACUUAAUCGUGAACUUGGAAUAUUGUCAAUAUCGUGAACGAAUAGUGGUAUAGUGCUUGUCUUAUGUGUUUUAUAGAUUGUGUAAGUUUAUAAACAUUUGUAAUAAAAAGGCAUCAGAAUCUUUAUGAAGGAAAAAACAAAUAAUCCGUUUUAAGAACAAAAGAAAAUUAUUGAAGUGACAUUGAAUACAAUCAUGUUAUUAACUAUUUUUUCUCUUAUGCAAACGAACGUUUUAUCGAUAGAUUUCAUAAGGAUUAGGCCAGUAAUUCUGAAAGUGGACAGUGGAAGCUGAUGGAAGAGAAAAUAAAGGUGAAUUAAACAGACACAUACAUUGAUCAAUUUAUUUAUUAUUAGGUGGUGCGCGUAGAUUUGCAAACGAAGCAUUCUUGAAACUCACAAAAUCCUCGCAACAAAUGUGAAAUAUUUUAUCGAAUUACCUGAUCUCUGGAAAGACUGACAUCAAAAUUUUGGACAACUGGUUUCGGUCAACAUUUUAAAACUGUUCUGUCGUUGCAAUUAUCCCGUUUCUUCCGAAGUUUUGUUCUACUGACCGUGUUUACCCUUCUCUUUGUCUUUCUUUCCAUGGUUUUGUGCUCUGUUAAUGUUAUUUACUCCUUUUAGCCCUCCUUCCUGAGACCUCCUUUCUCUUUUGGAGGUUUUUUCCUGAUGCUGUUAUUAACCUCUUUGUUCUUCCUUCCCGAGACUAUUCUGCAGCUGCCAUUUACUUGGUCUCUUUCAGUCGAGACUUGUUCUGCGGCUCUUUUCUUCUUAUUUAUUGUUGUCCUUUUUUCCUGAGGCUUUGUUUUAGCUGUCCUUUAUCUUUUUACUCUUCUAUUUUUGUCAAUUCCUUCUAUAGCUGCUAUAUACGGUUUUUUUUUUCUACACCUUCCAAGAAAUUCUUUUACUGCUUGUUCCUUACUCUUUCAUUCUUUCCUUUUUUUUCUCUUAAAGUUUUGUUCUACAACAGUUUCCUCGCCCUUAUCCCCUGUAUUUCUUUUCGAGAUUUUGCUGUUAUUACGCGGGUUUUCCUCAUCCUUUCUUUCUAAAUUUUGUUCUAGUGCUACUGUUUACUUGUUUUCCCCUUCCCUUUCUUUCCUAUGCCUUGCUUUAUUCCCUCUGCUGACCUUCUCUCUCUCUCUCUCUCUCUCUCUCUCUCUCUCUCUCUCUCUCUCUCUCUCUCUCUCUAAGACUUUUCAACUGUCCUUAGAGUGUUUAAUAUUUCCCUGACGUCUCUAUCCUGUCAUAUCUCCAUUACUGGCCAAUAGCACGCAGUUUACGGUGUGUUAGCGAUUCUUACUUCAUUUCUAAUCUGGUUAAAUGUUAGCUCUGACAUGACUUGAUAAGGAUUACUUGGGAAUGCCAUGUUUGAAUAGUUUUGCGUGUGCAUGUGUAUGCUUGUUGUAGUCAUGGUAUAAAAAUGAGAAUAUAGAAAUAAUUCCCACAUAAAUGGAUCAUCACAUAGCAGGGAAGUUUUACCUUAAACUUGUAAUUGCAAAUAUGUAAUAAAUAUAGAAAGUGGAAUAUUUCAAAGCAUAACAGAGAGAUUUGUUUCAGUCCGAUAUACGAAAUUUUUACCAGAUCUUUUAUUUCUUAAUCCUGGAAUUGGUGUCCCUCAGGGAAACAUGAAAACGUCAUUUUUAUUUUGUUCUGCUGAUAUAGUAGAUAGAAUUGUCAAAGGAGAUGCAAGAGUUGUGUUUCUAUACUUUAUCCAAUGAUGCAAGCAAGGUAUAGAUGCGUGGGUGCAACGUAUGGCGAUCAUAGAUAAUAGUAUUUAUGGUCCAAUUUUAGUUAAGCUAUGUUUGUAUGUAUGGAUGUAAGCAAAAACUUGUCACAAUUAAAAAUGGCACAAGAGGAUUAAAAUCUAUGCGUGCACACUGGCUAGCGUCGCCUUCGAUGUGAGAAUGAUGGAUGCGGGGAGGUUUCUUGAAAUGUUACGCAAAUAUGAAUACUUGAAUUUAUGCAUUCUGGUAAUUUCCAUUGUCUUCUUUUUUAUUUUUUUCUUGGAAACUCUCUCUCUCUCUCUCUCUCUCUCUCUCUCUCUCUCUCUCUCUCUCUCUCUCUCUCUCUCUCUCUCUCUCUCUCUCACAACUGGUUGUCUUUAUUUCCUUUACAGAUAGAAAAUUAUUACGGAAACUAAGUGUAAACGUACCUGAGCCAAGUUCAAACUUAGAUGCAUCUUCUGGCAUGGUACCACUACGGUAACCCUACGGUUGUAAUAAUACGGUUGUGUCAUUUAUAUUUACUUGGGUCUAUAACUAUUAACACACCUUUUCCAUGUUAUUUUCUUAUGAGUGUUCUUGACCCGACCUAUGGCCGGAUCGAGUUCGUGCAAUUGCUUGUUCAGAAAACAUAUUCCCCGGUGGAAAAUAAAAAAAAAAUCAUGUGUUCUCGGAGGUACUCUGUGUAAUUUAGAUUCUUAAUGGUACUGUACAUCUGUGUAUUGGUUGUUAUGAUGUCAAUGAAUUAUCCUGAAAUGUAAAAAAAAAAAAAGAGGUCACAAUAAAUGUUUCUGAAAUGUG
Molecule: messenger RNA, 5738 nt
Organism: Macrobrachium nipponense
Lineage: Eukaryota; Metazoa; Arthropoda; Malacostraca; Decapoda; Palaemonidae
Product: protein Wnt-4-like
Exons: 7
Coding region: 1564-3030 (488 amino acids)
Biological process (GO): canonical Wnt signaling pathway; multicellular organism development; cell fate commitment
Cellular component (GO): extracellular region
Molecular function (GO): cytokine activity; frizzled binding
Source: RefSeq, a predicted model, not a curated record